Sinocyclocheilus grahami is the source of this 2136-nucleotide messenger RNA. Its product is annotated as glypican-5-like. The transcript has 8 exons. Gene Ontology annotation, biological process: positive regulation of canonical Wnt signaling pathway; cell migration; regulation of protein localization to membrane. NCBI's taxonomy places the organism in Eukaryota, Metazoa, Chordata, Actinopteri, Cypriniformes, Cyprinidae. Bases 1 to 1500 code for a protein of 499 amino acids. Gene Ontology annotation, cellular component: cell surface; extracellular region; plasma membrane. The record is from RefSeq and is a predicted model, not a curated record.
AUGUCAAACAUCGCAAUUGAAAGUGAGUCUGAAAGAUGGCGUAUUCGCAGCCGUGUUUGCAGAGGUUGUGAAGGAAGCUCCGUGCCAAAAGCUUCUCUUCUGCAGUCGAACCCUUGUGAGAGAAGCAAACAGAAGCGCUGCCAGCGAACAAGUGUUGGUCCAACUCAAACAAACGUAGCAGGCGAGCCGUACAAAGCAGCUUCUUUCUUCACACUAGAGCUCUGGUUUCAGUUUUUCACAGACGUGGGUCUCUUCGUCUUGGGCUCCCAGCUCAGUCUGGAGGAAGCUUCGCAGCGCUUCUUUGACACCCUUUUCCCCCUGGUUUACGAGCGGCUGGUGGAGCCGGAUCUGUCGCGCUUGUCUCUGCCGUACUCCGAGUGCGUCCGUGCCUCCUGUCGGGAUCUGGGGCCGUACGGCGGAGCCCCGGGUCGCCUCGCCGCGCUCAUCUCCCGCGCCUCACUGCCCGGCCGGGUGUUCCUCCAGGCGCUACACUUGGGCGUGGAGGUCAUCAACACGACCGACCACAUUCAGCUCAGCCGCGAGUGCAGACGUGGCCUGCUGAGGAUGAGCUACUGCCCUCACUGCCAGGGUCUGACCGCCAGCAAGCCCUGCAUGGGCUACUGCCUCAACGUGGUGCGUGGCUGUCUCGCCAGCCUGGCCGAAGUGGACGCCCACUGGAGGGAGUUUGUGCGCUCGUUAGAGAUGCUCUCCACCCGCAUGCACGGGGCGCAGGAUCUGGAGCAAGUGCUUCUGGAAGUUCACGGGCUGGUGAGGGACGCCGUGGCCCACGCACAGAGGAACGCACCGCGACUUUCUGCACAGGUGCGCAGGGUGUGCGGUCGCCCCGUCAGACAGCAGCCGGAGCAGGUGAGCAGCGGUCAGCACAGCAGCGCCGGACGAGACUCCAUUCCUCUGAAAGCAGCGGUCAGAAACACAGACGACACGCUCAGCAACAGGAGGAAAGAGUUCCUCAGCAGUCUGCGGCUGCACCGCGCGUUCUACGGCGGCCUGGCCGACCAGCUGUGUGUGAGCGACCUGGCCUCCGGAGACGGGACGGCCUGCUGGAACGGGGCCGGUGUGACCAGCUACACUCUCCGAGUGGUUGGCAACGGCAUUAAAGCCCAGGCUGAAAACCCAGAAGUCAAAGUGAAGGAGGCCGACCCGGUGAUCAGUCAAGUCAUUGAUAAACUGAAGCACAUCAAUCAGCUGUUGCAGGGCAAGUCAAUCCCAAAGCUGGGCACGCUGGACCAAAUCGAGACCGGAAGUGGAGAGGGAUACAGCGGAGACUGUGAUGAUGAGGACGGAUGCUGGGGAUCAGGGAACGGAGCGGCUGAGAGGAGAAGAAUAGAAACUAUAUUGACACCGGAAAAUACCAACAUUCACCGAUACCAUCGCCCACAAAGCAAAGGCUUUGAUCAGAUGAAUUCUGGCACGAGAGGAACACAAACCGUCCCGCUGGCUCUGGUCUGGAUAUGCGCGUUUGCGCUGUUGUCAGGGUAACGGCAGCCAACUGGGUCUGAACCCCAGUCUCAAGACUGCUUUUCACACUGUUUCUUAGAAAGAAAAGAAAAUGUGCCAGAUUUUAAAACGUCGAGAGUGAAAUUCCAGCGAGGAGAUGUUCUCGAAUGGAAACGGAUCGUAAAAAUUGAUGCAUUGAGAACUGAGGAGGAGCUGAGAGUGAAAAAUAAGAAACAAAACUGUCCUUUCAUAAACCUUUUUAAUCACAAAAUGUUUCUAUCAUAAACAUAAAUCAUAGGCUACUAAAUAUUCUGCCAACACUUUACUGCCUUCAAUAAUGCCUUUUCUACAGGGUUCAGAGUAACACAUUCAGAGAAAAAAUAAUGAAUUUAAUUCUUUAAUGAUGUAUAUUCGAAAAAUAGUUGAGCUGAAAUGAGCACGGCACGUUUUUUGUUUUAUAGAAAUGAUGCAAUAUUUCUGAUGUCACAUACUGAUUUAUGAAUACGUCUCGGUACCAUGUACCUAAAUGACCUCCUUUUUUCAGCAUUUUUAAAUGUACUGUUGUUGUUUCUUUCCAUCUGAAAUGGCGUACGACGCAAAGUGUAUAAAGAUGUGUUGAUUUACAAUGUAUUUAUUCUUGGUUACAGAGUGACAUUAAACGGCUGAUGAAACUAAACA